AGACAUCAAAAAAGCUUGUUUCGCUUGUUUCACACGUGUUACGACAGCCAUGGCCUGGCGAUUGCUCUGUGUUAGUCUGGCGAUUGGGCAUGCCGCCUCGAUGGAGCUGGUGAGUGAGAACUUUGAUGAUGCGAUCCAAAGCGCUCAGAAGAACGCCUUCGUUCUCUUCUGCUCCGACUUCUGCCCCUGGUGCAAGAACUACCUGAAUGCGACAUGGACCUCGCUGAUGCAGAAGCACAAGGGCUCCAAGGAGGUCUUGGUGGCACACAUCGACUGCGGAAGUCCGGCGUAUGAAAUGGGAGAGCUCCGCUCGCCGGGCACCGUGACGUCGGCGUGCAAGCGGUAUGGAGUGGAUCCCAUUUGCGACAAGGAAGAGGGCCACAUCCCCACCAUCAAGUACUACGACGUGAGUGAAGAGAAGUGGCGUCGAUACAAGAAAGGCUGGGAAGAGGACACCUUGGAGGGCUUCAUUGGUGAUCGUUUGCGACCGGCGUGCAAUGUGAAGACCGCGGAGCACUGCGAUGACAAGGAUUUGAACUUCGUCCACAAGCACGAGGCGGCGCCUCAGAAGGAGCUCGAGCGGCUCCAGAAGAUGCUCACCUCCGGAUCCUUCAACGUGGAGCAGUUGAAAUGGCUCAAGCGGCGGAUCAACUUGCUGAAGCAGUUGGCUAGUACAGCCAGCAAGGACAAAGAGGAGCUCUGAAGUGUCCGGCACGGUCGGCGCGGAGAAUCCAACGAUCUGAUCGCUGACCGCACCGGGGUACAGUGGAGAAGGCCCAGUGGUCACCGUAUAUACGUGACACUUCUCCGCUCCAAACUCGACCAUGCCGAACAACGGCGGUGGUACCCUUUGGUGCACGUCACCGUGCGACGUUGGUACCAACCCCGGCUCGGUGACUCCGCUCUGCGCGCACAACGCGUCCAGCGUUGGAAAGACAUGUCGGACGUUCUGAAUGCGUGUGCCCAGCAUGGUUUCAAGACGUUGGUCUUGUUCUUGCAACGCUGGUUUUCGGAGUGCAUCCGAGCACCAUGCGAGCGGCAUGCCGCAAGGGUGAGUGGGGAAACCGCAGAGCCCAAAACGUU
Molecule: messenger RNA, 1083 nt
Organism: Durusdinium trenchii
Lineage: Eukaryota; Dinophyceae; Suessiales; Symbiodiniaceae
Source: the annotation of a GenBank genome assembly